Molecule: messenger RNA, 2857 nt
Organism: Limulus polyphemus (Atlantic horseshoe crab)
Lineage: Eukaryota; Metazoa; Arthropoda; Merostomata; Xiphosura; Limulidae
Product: anoctamin-10-like
Biological process (GO): chloride transmembrane transport
Cellular component (GO): plasma membrane
Molecular function (GO): chloride channel activity
Source: RefSeq, a predicted model, not a curated record
GUAGGAUCGUUCUAUGCAGCGACAGAAAUGGAAUCUUUUGAUUAUUAUGAUUCUGAGGGAGAGGAUCUCGAAGGAAUAGACACAGUGGAUGGUGGAAAUUUUCCUGGAACACUGUGUGUGAUAGUCUUUCAGCAAAAGGCCAAUGAGUACACUGUAAACUGGCUCACAGACUUGAUUCAACAACCUAGGAGAGCAGGUGGAGCUGGACUUUUGGUGAAAAAACAGGGAAACCUGGUUCACAUUAGUGCUACAGAUACAAGAUUACUGGAAACAGCAGAAUUAAUGGAGAUAAAGAAAGCUGACAAGAAUGGCUUACUUAGAGAAUUUACUCUUCAAGAUAUGGACUUGUUUUUACAUAAAGGUAUGAAUUCCAGUGAUUUGCUAACCACUUCAGAGAAACAGCGAAUUGUCUUUCAUGAACUAGAAAAUAUACGAUCUGUGGAUAAACAAUUUUUAUUUGGUUAUCCUGGAGUUAAGUUAUACCCAGGCCAAUCCAUUGUUCAAGUUUGUCAAAAUAAUGGAAUUAUAAUGCAAGUGUUUCCACUUCAUGAUGAAGAAGAUAUCAGAAAACUAGAAGCCUCUUGGUACAGAUCAUUUUUCUCCUCUCAACCAAUUGAGGAUAUUCGAAGAUAUUUUGGUGAAGCUGUGGUUUACUUUGCCUUUUUGGACUUCUAUACUUGGGCUUUGGUCCCACCAGCUCUUAUUGGAAUUUUACAGCUGAUUCUUACAGGCAUUACAUUACACACCUCUGCUUUCUUUGCUGUUUUUAACUUACUGUGGGUUACAAUUUUCCUGGAAUCCUGGAAAAGAAGAUCAAAUGAAUUAGCAUACUCUUGGGGCACAAUCAACAUGAUGGUUUUCCAAGAACAUCGUUCUACUUUCCGAGGAAAGUGCAUGGCUGUAGAUCCUGUUACUGGCCGUCAUGUUCCCAUGUAUCCUCCAUGGAAAAGAUAUUUUAAGGUUUAUUGCAUUUCCUUGCCAGUAGUGUUCCUGUGCCUACUUGUAGCUAUACUCAUUAUGCUGAUGUACAUUAGGAUUGAAGAGUAUGUGUUUCAACUCUACAGAGACACUGAAGAUCCAUUUAGUUAUGCCAUGACUCAAUUACCUGGAAUUGUCUAUACCAUAAUUGUGUUUAUUCUUAAUGUUGGUUAUCGUCAUUUUGCCACCCGUCUUACUGAAUGGGAGAAUCAUCGCACCCAAACAAAGUUUGAUAACCACAGGAUUGUUAAGCUUGUGUUGUUUGAAUUUGUCAACAACUUCUUAUGUCUGUUUUAUAUUGCUUUUUACUUGAAAGAUCUGGAGAUGCUACGUUGGCAACUGGCUCUCAUGCUGAUUAUCAACCAGCUGAUAAACCAGUUUCAAGAGGCAUUUCUACCUCUCCUAGUGAAGUAUUGGCAAACCAGAGUUAGGAGACUCAGCAUUUCCACUAAGUCUGAUUCAUCAUUUGAUGAACACACUGAAAAAGUAGAAGAAUUUGAGACUUGGGGUAGAACAGAGCAAGCACUGGUUGAGAGGGAUAUGGUGCCUUAUGAAGGCACCUAUGAUGAUUAUUUGGAAAUGUUUAUCCAGUUUGGGUAUGUUUUCCUGUUUUCUUCCGUCUAUCCAUUGGCUGCCUUUUGGGCUCUUCUUAAUAACAUUCUGGAAGUGAAAACUGAUGCUUUCAAACUAUGUAAGGUAUACCAAAGGCCUGUUGCUAGGCCUGCCAGAGGAAUUGGAGCAUGGCAGAAAGCCUUUGAAGUCAUGAGUGCAGUGGCAGUGAUGACAAACUGUGCUUUACUUUGCAUGUCUUCAGCAGUUAGGUCCUUAGCACCAACACUAUCGCCGACUGACUGGGUACUUGUCAUGGUGGCAGCUGAGCAUAUUAUAAUGGCUAUUAAAUUUACUUUGGUCUACCUCAUUCCUGAUGUGCCAGAGUGGGUCAACUUGGCACUGCAGAAAAUACAAUAUGAUUCUCAAAGAGCACUAAAAUCUGAGAAAAAAUGGAAGAUUCGACAAGUAUUAAGAAGGUUAAAUACUGUUUGUGCCAGUAAACCCAUCCGUAAUCGAAGAUGAUUACAAAAGAAACAACAUAUUUCACUGAUUGAUUGAAAAUCAUGUUUUUUUAAUUACUAAUAGAAAAUUGACUAAUUACUGGAAAAAAAGAAAAGAACAAACUGAAUUUGUAGUUGUUUAUACUCUCAAUUAGGUUUAAGGAUAGUUUCAAAAUUUUGGUCAGUUUAUUUUCUUAUUUAUUUAGCAGCAUAAACAUUCAUACCUCCGAGUUCUUAAAAAAUCAGGAUUUAUUGAAUAUAAACUUUAUAACACAGACUAGUUGAUUUUACUUUACACUCUGGCAUUUUAAAGUGUGUUGUUUUUAAUAAAUUAUUGUUCUCCAGUGGCUUAGCAGUAAGCCUGAGGGUUUACGUUGCUACAAUACAGAGAUUGAAACUUGUGAUAAGUACAGCACAGAUAGCUAACGGCAAUAAAAAUGAUGAUAAUUUUUUUUUUACAAAAUUAUGUUUGUUACAUUUUGGCAUGAAAGAUAAUUGAUUAUUGUGGAUGUACUCUCCUAAUAUACCUGUUGUCUUGAUUUGUACAUGAAAUGAAAUAUUUUAUUUGUUAGCAAAAGCUUUGAUUAUAUUUGUUAAUUAUGUUAUCUAUGUCAAAUGCUGAUGACAUUAGGUUAGGAACAACCUUAAACAUUUGUACCAAUUUAAUACUUCAUGUUGCAGCAAAAGGAACAUGUCUCUGUAGCAUGUAGCUUUUUCAUGAUAAGUCUAAUCAUCAUAUGACAAUAUUAAGACAUUAAACACUGUAUAAUAUUGGAAACUGUAAUUACACAGGCCUGCGAAUUUAAACUUCAUAAAAGUUGUUUUAU